Molecule: messenger RNA, 689 nt
Organism: Paramisgurnus dabryanus
Lineage: Eukaryota; Metazoa; Chordata; Actinopteri; Cypriniformes; Cobitidae
Product: P2X purinoceptor 7-like
Source: RefSeq, a predicted model, not a curated record
UCCUGUCUCCGCCUCCAAAAAUGUCUAGUUUACUCUGAUUGGUCAGAUGGCCUACUCAACUGUUAUUGGUCAACUGGGUUCGGCGUAUGUUCGAAAGGAUACGCCCCUGACUUCGCGUGUGUUUCCCGGUCCUAAAGAGAGCAGGAACGUACGUAAACAGCUACAUGCAGAUUGCAGAAACAAUGGCGAUUGUACUGCCUUACCAGUUCGAGCCCGAGUCCGAUCCAGAGAGUUCAGACGAGCAGACGGCCGUUACAGCAACACCUCCGCAAGCAAGACUUUUGCAGAACGUUUCUCAAUGGUGUUUGUGUGGCAACUGUGCCAGAAUGCCAAACGAGGCUGAAAACUUGUGUUGCAAAGAGAUUCCAAAGGUUGUAAGGAGAAUGCAACAGGUUCCAGGACCUCCUUCCUGCAUGAUUCAUCAUCCAGGUUUUGAACCAAACUGUCUUAAUCCCUACACACUGCAGAACAUCCACAACAUUUAUAGUACCGACUAUGGGCCUUUGAGGCGCAGAACACUAGAGGAAGGUUACAGAUACACAGCGUAUCGAAGCUUUGUCAGCUGGUGUUGGGGCUAUCUAGGACGACACAAUAGGGUUGUCAUCCCAUCGUGUGUUGUUCUCAGGAUCCGCUUGGAGUUUCCCGAUCAGGCUGGUCGGUAUGUCGGCUUCCGACCACCCCUACACUGA